UUCAUAAGCCCUGUGAAAGGAUCUCUGUUUAACCAAAUUUCUCCCAAGGCCACCCCUUCAAGGACCACCCCACUACAAGGGAGAGAAGAAUGGCAGUCAGGGAUUAGAUUUCAUAGUGGGGUCCAACCUCUUGCAGGAUGACAGAAAAGGAGGUGCCGGAGUCUCCUAAACCCUCCUUCCCAGCAGAGACUCGGCAAACAGGGGUGAGUCUGGGCCUCUGACCAUUGGGUGUGGGGAACUGGGAAGCCAUGACAGCCCUUGAAGAAAAGUGCCUGAAUUGAUCUCAGUUGUAUGUGACUUACUGUUAGAAUGCCAGCCAGUACCUGUAACCCUCGAUACCCCCUAAUCUCGGGGCAUGGACACUAGAAAAUACCCGGUGAGCUUUAGCCUCACUUGCUCUAGAGAGGGUGACAGUUAUUUUAACAUCGGCUUUCCUUCACUCCCUCCUUCCCUCCUUCAGCUGCAGCGGCUGAAGCAGUUGUUCAGGAAGGGGUCUACAGGGACAAAGGAGAUGGAGCUUCCCCCAGAGCCCCAGGCCAAUGGGGAGGCAGUGGGAGCUGGGGGUGGGCCCAUCUACUACAUCUAUGAGGAAGAGGAGGAGGAAGAAGAGGAGGAGGAGGAGCCACCCCCAGAACCUCCUAAGCUUGUCAACGAUAAGCCUCACAAAUUCAAGGAUCAUUUCUUCAAGAAGCCCAAAUUCUGUGAUGUCUGUGCCCGGAUGAUUGUGCUCAACAACAAAUUUGGGCUUCGCUGUAAGAACUGCAAAACCAACAUCCAUGAGCAUUGCCAGCCGUAUGUGGAGAUGCAGAGGUGCUUCGGCAAGAUCCCCCCUGGUUUCCGUCGGGCCUAUAGCUCCCCACUCUACAGCAACCAGCAGUACGCUUGUGUCAGAGAUCUUUCUGCUGCUAAUCACAAUGACCCUGUGUUUGAAACCCUUCGCACUGGGGUGAUCAUGGCAAACAAGGAACGGAAGAAGGGACAGGCAGAUAAGAAAAAUCCUCUAGCAGCCGUGAUGGAGGAGGAGCCAGAGUCUGCCAGACCAGAGGAAGGAAAACCCCAGGCUGGAAACCCUGAAGCGGAUAAGAAGGCUGGGAGGAAGACACCUGAUGACAAACACAAGCAGCCUGGUUUCCAGCAGUCUCACUACUUUGUGGCUCUCUAUCGGUUCAAAGCCCUGGAGAAGGAUGAUCUGGAUUUCCCGCCUGGAGAGAAGAUCACAGUCAUUGAUGACUCCAAUGAGGAGUGGUGGCGGGGAAAAAUCGGGGAGAAGGUUGGAUUUUUCCCCCCAAACUUCAUCAUUCGGGUCCGUGAUGGAGAGCGUGUGCACCGUGUAACGAGAUCCUUUGUGGGGAACCGCGAGAUAGGGCAGAUCACUCUCAAGAAGGACCAGAUCGUGGUGCAGAAAGGAGACGAAGCCGGUGGCUACGUCAAGGUCUACACGGGCCGCAAGGUGGGGCUGUUCCCCACCGACUUCCUGGAGGAGAUUUAGGGGUGCGGGCGCCUGAAGGCGAGAGAUACCCAUUUCCCAUUCUGGGCGGGCCCAGUGGAGGUGGGGGAGAAAAGGGGCGAAGGCAGCUGGACUGCUGGGUAGAGGAGGGGAGUGCAAAGGCCCGCCAGAGCAUGACCGGGCAUCUGGGAAGGAACUGGUUCCAGCCCC
Messenger RNA from Trichechus manatus latirostris (Florida manatee), 1657 nucleotides. It is a transcript of the gene STAC3, whose product is annotated as SH3 and cysteine rich domain 3. Gene Ontology annotation, biological process: positive regulation of protein localization to plasma membrane; skeletal muscle contraction; positive regulation of voltage-gated calcium channel activity. The record is from RefSeq and is a predicted model, not a curated record. Gene Ontology annotation, cellular component: extrinsic component of cytoplasmic side of plasma membrane. The coding region runs from base 356 to 1489 and encodes 377 amino acids. Lineage: Eukaryota; Metazoa; Chordata; Mammalia; Sirenia; Trichechidae. The transcript has 10 exons. Gene Ontology annotation, molecular function: protein binding.